AUGUUGCCAAGGCAUAAAGGUAUCCCUUCGGCUGAUACACAUCUAGCUACAUUAUGCACCGUCGUGACCGGAGCGCGAGAAAUUGAUCGCCGCGGUCAAGAACCUGUGGACGAACCUUCCGGUUCACGUGCCUACAAUUCACAACGUUUAGCGAUGCAUGCUCUAGCAACGGAAGCGGAUGUAUCUACAGCUACCGAGACGGCAUUGCCGACCAAGGAAGUCGUGGCAAGAUACUCCGUUUGCAGACUGAGCGGCAAUAUUUUGAGAGCCGCAGAACUUGUUUCCAGGAAGUACAGAUUCGAGCUCGUGGCAAUAACCAUGCUAGGAGAAGAAAAGAACACGUGGCAGGCAGAGAUUGACGCAGCCGCAGAGCUGGCUGACUUUUACCGGUUUAGUGUCUCAUUCGCGGAAGAGAUCUAUUCGAGAUAA
Messenger RNA from Rhinocladiella mackenziei CBS 650.93, 429 nucleotides. RefSeq lists its product as uncharacterized. NCBI's taxonomy places the organism in Eukaryota, Fungi, Ascomycota, Eurotiomycetes, Chaetothyriales, Herpotrichiellaceae. The record is from RefSeq and is a predicted model, not a curated record. The transcript has 2 exons. The coding region runs from base 1 to 429 and encodes 142 amino acids. Gene Ontology annotation, molecular function: L-glutamate gamma-semialdehyde dehydrogenase (NAD+) activity. Gene Ontology annotation, cellular component: mitochondrial matrix.